Messenger RNA from Heterobasidion irregulare TC 32-1, 2056 nucleotides. RefSeq lists its product as uncharacterized. Gene Ontology annotation, biological process: transmembrane transport. The record is from RefSeq and is a predicted model, not a curated record. The transcript is spliced from 8 exons. Gene Ontology annotation, cellular component: membrane. Gene Ontology annotation, molecular function: transmembrane transporter activity. Bases 107 to 2056 code for a protein of 649 amino acids. Lineage: Eukaryota; Fungi; Basidiomycota; Agaricomycetes; Russulales; Bondarzewiaceae.
CAUCAUCUCCCCAGAUCUCUCUACUUUCUCUCCUUCCCACCCUCACUCCCGCGUCAGAUCCACAACAGCCUCUCAGAUAAGGCCUUCCACCACUGGACAUCGUGCCAUGGACGACCCCAUACAGGAGCGCCCGCGCUCAGUCUCAGAGUCCGACCCUUUGCUCGGCAGCGAACGUCGUGCAAAGAAACCGUUCUACCGUCCGCGUCCUCUAUGGAUAGUCCCAUUCGCGAUCAUUGCAUCUAUUUCGCGAGGAAUGACGCUUGCACCUCGCGUCGAAGUCUACACACAACUCUCAUGCAACGCACUACACAAUCAUUACAACCACACUUCCGGCGACCAAGAUGACAGCGAGGACGACGACAGUGAUGACCCUCGACGCCUUCCAUCACAGAUCUGCCUAUCCGAUCCCGCAGUGCAAGCCGGUGCCGCGCGCCUGCAGACAAUCAUGACCACUACUAUGGGUGUGCUGAGCGCCGUCACGACCGGUUGGUGGGGCCGCUUUGGCGAGAAGCACGGCCGAACGAAGGUCCUCGCUGCCUCGACGCUCGGCCUGCUCCUCACCGAUCUGGCUUUUAUUCUCGUUUCGACGCCCUCUUCGCCGCUUUCUCACCACGGCCACAAGCUCCUCUUGCUCUCUCCGAUUUUUGAAGGCCUCCUCGGGGGCUGGUCGACCCUCCAAGGCGCCACUUCCGCCUACGUGUCAGAUUGCACGUCAGAUGGGUCCCGCUCGCAUAUUUUCUCGCGCUUCACCGGCGUUUUCUAUCUCGGAUUCGCCAUUGGCCCUACACUCGGCGCCUUCUUCAUCCGGCACCCUCUCCUCAACCCUGACUCCGCCGGCCACCCAGACACAAAGGGCGUGCCGACGGUGACGACCGUGUUCUGGAUCGCCAUCAUGUGCAGCUGCGCCAACCUUCUCCUUUCGGCGUUCGUGUUCCCCGAGUCGUUGGGCAAGGCAAAGUUGAAGGCUGCCAGGAAGGCGUUUGCGGCGUCUUUGACCGCCGUGGACGACGGGGCCUCGCCUUCGGGCGAUAGUAAACAGCUGAGGGGCGGCGUGGUGGGUUUCGUGGUGGGGUUCUUCAGCCCGUUGAUGGUCUUCGCGCCUAGGAAGACGGAUAUGGGAGGUAAGAGCCUGAGGAAGAGACGGGAUUGGAGCUUGACGUGGCUGGGAUGCGCUUUGUUUGCUUAUAUGCUCUCGAUGGGUGUGUUCCAGCUGAAGUAUCUGUAUGCCGAACAUGUCUUCGGAUGGGGUGCUGAGCAGCUGAGCUACUACAUCUCGUUCGUCGGGGGCGCUCGCGCAAUUCAUCUUCUUUUCAUCAUGCCAUGGCUCAUAUCCGCCUUCAAGCCUGCACCCGUCGUGACAUCCGGCCCCUCCUCCGGCCCCUCCUCCGCAGACCUCCAGCACUCCAUCUCGUUCGACCUCGCGAUCAUGCGCUCCUCGCUGUUCUUGGAUAUCCUCUCCCACACGCUCGUCUCGCUCCCGCUGACCACGACCUCCGUGUCCUUCACCGGGCUCACGGUCAUCAGCUCCUUCGCGUCCGGGAUGCUCCCCGCCGGCCAGAGCCUCGCGAUCUGCAUCAUGCAGCGGAACGGGUUCGGCGAGGAAGGCCUCGGCGCGCUAUUCGGCGCGAUCAGCGCGCUGCAGGCCGUCGGUCAGAUGAUCCUCGGGCCCCUUCUGUUCGGGAUGAUCUAUUCGAGCACCGUCGCGCGCUUCCCGCAGGCGAUCUUCGUGCUCGCCUGCGGCCUCGUCGUCUUCUCGCUCUCCAUGCUCCUCCUCAUCCGCGCCGACCCUACGCAGCGCGCUGCCGCCUCCACCGCCGGACCGAGGGCGAAGGCCGCCGCGGGUGCGAAGGGUAAGGGCAAGGCGAAGGCGAAGCUUGGGAAGCUGCGUAUUACGGACAAGCCGGAGCCGGAGCGCGGGAGGUCGCGCGCGGUUAAGCAUGUUGGGGACGGGCCGAGCGCGAGCCAGAGCGCGGCGAGCGUGUCGGAGGCGGGCCCGAGUGUGAGUGCGAGUGCGGCGACGGUCGCGGCCGCGGGCGGGUCGUCGGACGCGGUCUGA